Rotaria socialis is the source of this 792-nucleotide messenger RNA. Lineage: Eukaryota; Metazoa; Rotifera; Eurotatoria; Philodinida; Philodinidae. The record is from the annotation of a GenBank genome assembly.
AUGCCCGGUGGGAAACGUGCAAAAAAAACAGCAUCUUACAAGGAUCAAAAUGAUGAUGAUGAUUUUAUUUCAGCUGGAGAAAUUAGUAAAAAAACGCGUAGUACUAAAUCAAAUGAUCAACCUACAGAAUCAAAUUCUUCAAGUCGACAAACAACACGAAAACGAAAAGAAAAAUUAUCAAAAACUGAACAAGAAGAACUUGAUUUAGCACUCAAACUUUCGAACGAAAUCGUACAAAUGAAAGAAGUAUCUAUUGAAAUUCCGAUUAUGGACGAUGUCAAUGAGAAUAUAAGUAAUACAUCAACAGUAUCAAGUAAGAGUAAGAAAAAUAAAAAAACAACAAGUAAAGAAAUUGAUGCAUACGAAGAAAAUUCAUUGCCGAAAACAAAACGAAUGAAAGUAGAAGAAGACGAAGAGAAUAUUGAUGAAAAACAAUCUGAAAAUGAAGAGGAAGAAGAAGUAGAAGACGAAAACGAAGAAGAAGAAGAAGAAGAAAAAACAGAACCACAGAAACGAGUGACUCGUAAAAUAGAAGCGACCAAAAAGGAUGCAGAAAUGCCAACAGUAAAAUCAAUUGAACAGAACUUAUCUCGAUCAAUGACACGAGACCAACAAAAAGCUCCAGUUUCAACAAUUGAUCUUUCAAACAAGAAACCUAACGCACCCGUAGGUUUUCCUACAAGUAAAAUAAUUAUUCCGUCAGUUCAAGCAUCACGGGUUGGUUUAUCACGUAAGGCUUCUACGAUAAAACCUCUUCAUCCUAAUCUUAAUCAACGUACUGUUCAUGAAUAA